GUAGUAAAGCAUCUAAAGCUGAUUCAGAUAUAGCAAAAGAUCUUAAAGCACAACUACUAUUAAUUAAAAAUAUAUGUAUUAUACUUAAAGCAAAUUUAUAUAUAGAAGCAAAAUUAAUUAAUGGUGUACUAGAAAUGGUCUAUAAUAUUCUAUUUGAAGAUAAUCAGAGCUCACCUUCUCUUUCUAUCAUUGUCUUUAUAGAAUUCGAUAAUUAUAAUAGUUCUGCUGUUGAAUUUACAAAAUAUAAAAAACUUGUCCCAAUUUACUCUAUUCAACAUACCUAA
This is a messenger RNA of Ambispora leptoticha, 284 nucleotides long. The record is from the annotation of a GenBank genome assembly. NCBI's taxonomy places the organism in Eukaryota, Fungi, Glomeromycota, Glomeromycetes, Archaeosporales, Ambisporaceae.